UGCUUGCUAGUGGACAAUUUUAUGUUUGAAUGUAAAUAAGUUAACUACAAAAAUACCGUAAAACAAACUUUUUAGAUCUUGGAUUCCAUCAUCGACAUCAAAGCCAGAAAAUACGACGAUUGUAAACAGAACUUUGGUGAGAUGAGAAUGGCAGUGAUCCGCAUAGUGAGUGAGAUACGAAGAAAAUUCUCGAUCGGUAUUUUAGUCAUGCCGCGGUGUGCAGUGAAUGUGUGCCAAAUAACCUCCGGAGAGGCAAAAAAAAGUGAAAAUUUAAUCAGCUUCCACUCGUUUCCAAAAGAGCCCACGAAGCGGGCUAAAUGGCUCAAGUUUUGUGGAAUCAUGAAAGAUCCUGGUACAGUAUUGUACGUUUGCUCCCAACACUUCAACCCGGAUGCAUUCGCGACAAAUGCCACCAUUAAACGCGAUUUAAUCAGCUGUGGCCGGAACAUUUUGGUUAAAGAUGCUAUUCCUUCAAUUCGUACCGUGGAGGUGGGCAGUUCUACAGACCGUUGUAAACGUUAUCGUCGCAAAGAACAAAAAGCACUAGUUGCACAGUUACUGCAAGAAUACGACGAGUCGACAGUGGGACGCGAUGAUAAUAUUGCCGGUGCAGAAAAUGCAUCCGUAGACUGUGCAAUCGAAGACCCUUCAGAUACGGUUCGUGGCUAUUCAAACAUGGAUGUACUGCUUGAAGCAAUUGAAUUAGCUGUACCAAUACCACUUGAUCGAAUUUCAACAAACCAGCUGGCGUGCAGUGAGUUUGAGGAUAUCAGAAUUGGCGAUACCUUGGAAGACUCUGGAUGCCAAGAUGUUCUCAACUCCACUUUGCUCGAAGACGUUGAGACAGUUCCAAGCAACAAAUCGGAGAAAAUAACCACGAAACGUAGUAAGAAGUUGGACUACCUGGAGGGAUUGGCUCGAAGAAGAAAAGCUAAAAUAAAAUUGCUCCAGAAUCAGGUACCACAGCAAACCUGCCUAUGAGUUACUUCGGAAGGAAUUCCAUUAUCCAUUGCCGUGUGUUCGCAGUUUGCAAGAAUGGGCGUCAUGUAUCCAAAUGAGAAAAGGUGUGUUGGAAGACGUACUGACUCUUUUGAAAAUCGCCGGAAGUCGUUUCACUGAUCGAGAAAGAGUUACAGUUCUCGUUUAUGAUGAGAUGUCUGUGGAAAGCACGGUUGAACUAGCCAAACGGAACGAUGACGUGAUUGGACCUCAUUCAGAAAUGCAGCUCGUGAUGGCGAGAGGAUUGUUCGCUCAGUGGAAGCAACCCAUUUUCGUAGAUUUCGACAGAAAAAUGACCAAAUCUCUACUCGAUGACCUUGUUUCUCGUUUGAGCGAUAUAGGAUUCACUGUAGUCGCAAUUGUACACGACUGUGGUGGCGGAAAUUUGGGUGUUUGGAAGGAAGCUAGUGUGAAUCACGAAACAGGUCAGACAUCAAUGAAGCACCCAGUUUCUGGCGAGGAUAUCUUCU
This is a messenger RNA of Armigeres subalbatus, 1469 nucleotides long. RefSeq lists its product as uncharacterized. Lineage: Eukaryota; Metazoa; Arthropoda; Insecta; Diptera; Culicidae. The transcript is spliced from 4 exons. The record is from RefSeq and is a predicted model, not a curated record. Bases 142 to 981 code for a protein of 279 amino acids.